Molecule: messenger RNA, 1533 nt
Organism: Camellia sinensis
Lineage: Eukaryota; Viridiplantae; Streptophyta; Magnoliopsida; Ericales; Theaceae
Source: RefSeq, a predicted model, not a curated record
AUGGAUGGAAAUAAUUCUGAUGAUAAUGAGAACACCAAAAUGUGGACGCCCAGAAUUGAAACGAAAUUAAUAAAUAUGUUGAGAGAUGAGGUUAGAAACAAUCAAACAACGGGCCGUACUACUUCAUGGACAAUUAGGCAUUGGAAUCAUUAUGCAAAUCAGUUGCACAACAUAUAUGGAUUUCGGUUCACAGGUGUUAAGGUGCGCCAAAAAUAUCAGCGAUUGAAAGCUGAUUACCAGACAUUUAAGCGACUCCAGGCACAGACUGGUCUGGGAUGGGAUCCUAUUAUAGACACUGUUGUUGCACCCGAUGAAUUUUGGGAUAAGACUAGCAGAAAUGUGAAGAAGUUUAGGACAAAAGGGUUUGAAUAUUUUCAAGAAAUGGCAGAAAUUGUUGAAAAUUGUUGUGCUACAGGGGCCCUGUCUCAUGCAUCCACACAAGGACCCCUUGACUCAGAAGAAGAAGACGACAUGUUAAAUAAAUUUUGGAACGCUGAUGCUGGUGGGAGUAAUGCUGCUGAGGCCAUUCCUGUUGACUUAUUCGGGGAUGAGUAUAUGGAUCCAACAAAGGGCAAAAGUCACAAGAGGGGCCCUGCAACCAGCCAGACUGACAGUGGUCGUUCCAAAAAGUCACGGUCAAGUGGGUUUGAUGAUGUGUGCGCAGCUUUCACAUCCUAUGUACAAGCCAAAAUAGGACAUUCACGUGUACGAGAAAAUGAGACUGAGGCUGUAAGUGCAGGUGGUAAUGAUUAUUUCCUUGAUACAUGUCAAGAUGCAUUGCUUGAGCUUGGGGACGUACCACCGUUGCAGUACGUUAGGGCACUGACACUAUUCAAGGAUAAGGAAUGGCGAAGACAAAGGCAUAUGUCAUCCGAAAGAGAAAACAAUACAAUGGAGCUCUCAUCAGAGGAGGAUGAGGUUGUUGAUGAUUUUAUGGAUUUUUUGAUGAUUGCUUUAAUGCAUGACCAUAUCAAGGCGUUAAGUAGCGCUCAUGACAACGCUAUUCUGGUUGAUUCUAUUACACGAGCUGAUCUACAGUUCCCACACCCACCCAAUGGCAAGUACUAUUUAGUUGAUGCUGGUUUCACGAACAUGCCUGGAUUUCUUGCCCCAUUUCGGUCUCAACGAUAUCACUUGCAAGAGUUUUGUGGCCAUCGUUAUGCAGGACCUAAGGAAUUGUUUAACCAUCGACAUUCGUCAUUACACAAUGUCAUAGAAAGAACAUUUGGUGUUUUGAAGAAGCGCUUCCCAAUAUUGCGGUCCAUACCAAAUUAUAAGUCUACACGACAAGGGCCUCUCGUGAUUGCAUGUUGUGUAGUGCACAAUUGGAUCCGUUUGCAUGCAGCUAUAGAUCCAUUCUUUAUGGAAGCUGAUAAUGACAUGGCCGCAGAAGCAGAAGCAAACGGACUUGUUGGAGACCAAGCUGACUACGUUGACAUGUCACAACAUGGGUUAACAUCCCAAUCGAACGUUAGAGAUGCAAUUGCUACUGUUAUGUGGCAAAAUCAUGUUCACCAUGGGCACCGAAGAUAA